This is a messenger RNA of Doryrhamphus excisus (bluestripe pipefish), 7028 nucleotides long. RefSeq names its product golgin A4 (gene golga4). Lineage: Eukaryota; Metazoa; Chordata; Actinopteri; Syngnathiformes; Syngnathidae. Gene Ontology annotation, cellular component: Golgi apparatus. Gene Ontology annotation, molecular function: small GTPase binding. The record is from RefSeq and is a predicted model, not a curated record. Gene Ontology annotation, biological process: Golgi vesicle transport.
CCGCACAUGCGCAGAAGGCCCGAUCACCUGCGUGAAUAAGGAAGUCUAACAGCGAACACUUGAUGUGAAAACAAAAUACUUCAUUCCGAGCGAUCGUCCUCGUUUUCUCGUCCACUUUUAGCAACGACGACGAGACAAAAUGUUCAAAAAGCUCAAACAGAAGAUAAACGAGGAACAAUCACCGCAGAGGAACGCGCAGACACCCCCACAGGCCCAGCCGGGCUCUGUAGAUCGACGGAGCAGCCAAACCCACCCAUUCUCCCAUGAUGGUACUCCAACUCCCAGCGAUAGAGAGCAGUCUCUUAUUGCGGAUGCGGAGAAGUCUGAGGUGCUGGCCGGGAUGAUAGCAGAGCCCGCUUUUCUCUCUGAAUAUACUAUCUUUGCUCUGGACCACUCAAAACGACCCAAAACGGCCCAGGUAGCCAGUGUGAGUACCUCUAAAGGGCCAAACAGGUCGCCCAGAGGAAGCAUCAAUGGGGAUGGGAGCGCAUCUCCACAUAGAGAAGAACCACAGUCUUUUGCUCAAAAACUACAACUCAAAGUUCCCUCAGUGGAGUCCUUAAUCCGUGGUGGCGCCAGCCGCGCUGAACACCUAUUUCGCUCUCCUUCUAAAGAAAGCCUGGUUCGGAGUACUUCUCGUGAGUCCUUGACACAUUUGGGUGAAAACGAAGCGGCUGGCGCCCCCACAUAUGACCCACCUUCGGAUAUCGAGAGCGAGGCUGAGGAGUCACCAGGAAGUGCAGAGGCUCUCUCCAAAGAGCAGCUGCUACAUCGUUUGGUCCGAGUGGAGGCCAGCUUGGGAAAGUAUCGCGGGAAGUACUCAGAGCUGGUCACAGCAUACCGAACAGUGCAACGAGAUAAAGAAAAAACACAGGCCAUCCUCAGUCAAAGUCAAGAUAAAGCUCUCCGCAGAAUAGGAGAACUACGGGAGGAGUUGCAAAUGGACCAGCAGGCAAAGAAACACCUUCAGGAUGAGUUUGAUGCUGCACUGGAAGAGAAAGAUCAGAUGAUUACCGUCCUCCAAACUCAGGUUGCUCUGCUGAAGAAACGAGUUACAGGAGUCUCUGACGGUACUGUGGCCCAUGAGAGUGAGCAACCUGGUACUGAAGAUGCUGACUCUGCAUCAUCCAGCCCGUUGAGGGACCAAGAAGUAGAGCCUGAAGUGCACGAAGAAGAGGGCGUCAGUGAUCCAACUAAAGUCACCGAGGCUCUGCAGAAGAGAGUGAAGAGGCAGGAAAACCUACUGCACAAGUACAAAGAAGUUAUGCGCACAUACAAGGAACGGAGCUCUCAGCUUGGUAGUGAGAAUGAAACUCUGCAAGAGCAGCUGCAGGAGAGACUGCAAGACCUGGAAAGGAUGAAGGAAUUGCACACAACAGAGAAGACAAAGCUGAUCAAUCAAUUGCGAGAUGUUAAGAACCAAAACGAGCAGCUGGAGCAGGACAAGGGCAUGGUGAUUGCAGAAACAAAGCGCCAGAUGCACGAGACCCUGGAAAUGAAAGAGGAGGAGGUAGCACAGCUUCGAUCCAGGCUCCAGUUGGCUAAUUCCCAGAAUGAAGAGCUGCAGGAACAGAAAGAAAAGGCUGAGAAAUCAGCAUUUGAAGAGCUUGAAAAGGCACUGAGUUCAGCGCAGAAGACAGAGGAAGCCCGAAAACAGCUGCAGGUCCAAAUGGAGGACCGAAUGAGGGAAGCGGAAAGAGUUAAUGAAGAAGAGAGGAAGAGUUUGCAGCAGGAACUGACACGGGUCAAACAGGAGGUUGUCACAAUCAUGCGGAAAUCAUCAGAAGAGAGAAUGGCCAACAUGGAAAAAGCCCAUAGUGAAGCUCUCAGUGCUAAAGAAGAGGAGCUAAAGGCCAGAAUCAGUGCGGCUGUGGAGCAGUGCAAAGCAGAGUUUGCUCAGCUCACCAAGGAGCGAGAGCAACAGGCUUCUUUGGCUCUGGAGGAUGCAGAAUUACAGAAGACAGCUCUAAUAACUGAGGCUGACAAUAACGUUAAAGAGCUGCAACAAGAGCUGGAAGCUGCAAGAACCAGAAUAAUGGAGCUGGAGAGUUCCUUAGAGAAGAUCUCCCAAGAUGGAUCAUCACUGUCCCACGAACACUCCACUCAGCUAGACCAGCUGGAGGAUAAACACAAUGAGCAAAUGUCUGCUCUAAAGGAAGAGCACCAGGCACAGCUGGAAAAGCACAAGGACGCCCUAACCCAGCAGCACAUGGCUGCUCUGGAAGAGCUCAAGGAAAAACAGAGGGUUGAAUUGGAGACAUUUCUGAAAGAUAAAGACCUGCAGAUUCAAAUUCACACAGAGAAGGUGAACCAGAAGUUGGAUGCAAAGCAAGCCGAGCAGGAAGCACUUUCAGCUGAGCUUUCUGACGUUGUGAAGAUGAAACAGCUUCUGGAAGUGAAGUUGGUGGAAGUCCAAAAUGAGCAUUGUUUAGCUCUGCAGGAUCAGGUGGCGAAGCACAGUGCAGCGAUUGUAAAUAUAAAGCAGGAGUAUGAGCAGUCUCUUGGAGGAAUUGAGAAAACUCUGAAGGAGGAACUAAAUGCUUUGAAAAUCAUUUUAAGAGAAAAGGAAAAGGAAAUUGAAGUGCUCACUGAAGCAGAGAAAAGCCUAAAAGAGGAAUCCCAUUCCAAUCUUCAUGACCUAAAUGACAAAGCAAAGCAACUGGAGGAUUUGCAACAGUCUUUAUCACAACUCCAGCUAGAAAAUUCAAGCUUUAAGGAAGCGUCAAAUAAAAUCUCAGAUGAUCUUGUUCAGUCUGAGAAAGACUUGACAGAUUUGCAGCAUCAGUUGGAAGCAGCAAAGAAUGACCUUCAACAGAAAGAAUUAUUGCUGCAAGAAUUAGAGCAGCAUUUACAGCAGAGCAAAAAGGAACUCGCUGAGCAGGCGAAAUCACACGCUACAGAACUCAACACCAAGCAUGAAGAGCAUACCCGCCUUCAGAAACAGUUGGAGGAUGAAAAGCUUGCUCAUGAGAAGAAGCUGAAAAACACUACAACGGACAUGGAGGCUAAGCUGAAAACGCAGGAGACAAAGAUGGACAAGUUUAGACAAAAGACCAAAGAAAUGCAAGAUAACUUUAAGAAAAAGCUUCAGCAGAAAGAAGAAUCCAUGAAAAAGGAGCUAACAAAGAAGGAUACAGAGCUUCAACAAAAAGAGCAACAAGUUCAAGAGAAAAUAUUAGAGAUGGCCCAAACAAAUUCCCAAGGCUUGAGCAAUGCUGUAUCAGAGCUGCAAGCCAACCAUUUGGCAGAAGUGGAGAAACUACGUGAUACCCAUACACGUGAAAUCCUGGACCUGGAGUGUCGUUUCCAAGAGAAAUUAGGACAGCAGGAAGAGGAAUCGAUGGAAAAACACUCUCAAACACUGCAAGAAAAGAUACAAGAACUUGAAGAAUGUUCCUUGAAACUUAGCAGGAGCACAGAGGAGAAUGAGCAUGUACUCGCUACAAUGAAAAACCUGAAGGAGGAGCUUGUGCUUCAAGAAACCACAGCGCAAAAGCUGAAAGAAGAACUUGACAAAGCAGUGGUUAAGAUUGAGAGUUUGUCAACGUGUGAAGUGGUGCUGAGAGAGCAAAUGCAGUCCGUGGAGAGGAACCUCGGUCAGGCUAUGAAUGAGCGAGAUUCCCUGCAGGACAAACUCAACACGACAGAGGAAGAGAGCAGAGAGAAGUUAAAGACUCUAUCAGACAAGAUGAAGGAAACAGAGGAGCAGCUCCAAGCCCUUGAAGGUUCCAGACGGGAGGAUAUGCAAAAUAAGUCUGAGGAAGCUGCCAUUCAGAUAAAGGCCAUGGAAGCUCAGUUCCAACAGCAAUUAAAUAUGAUUAGCGACCAAAUGCAGCAUUACUGUAGGGACGUCCAAGCCAAAGUGGUGGACAGGACCUCUGAACUCUGUCAGACAGUUGAAUCAAGAGUCUCUGAGCUAGAAGAAAGACUUCUUUGUAGUCAGAAAAAGAUUGUGCACCUUAAAAAUAUUGUCUUUAGCAAAACAGAUCAAGUUUGCACUUUAGAGGAGAAUCUCCGCCAAAAGACUGAGGAGAAUAACAAUCUAUGCAUUUUGGUAGAACAGGUGACUGCUCAGGUAAAUGCUCACAUGGAGCAAAUCAAAGCCUUAACACACGAGAAUGAGAAAAAUUCUCUGUCAAUCAGUGAAAAAGCUCAGAAGAUUGAGGAGUUGAGUGAAUUGAAUGGAGUCAUAUCAAUAGGUUUGAAAGAAAACGAGUUGCAAGUGAAUAACUUGGAAAGCAUCAUCAGUGACUUGAAACAUCAACUAGAAGGUAAUCUAAAAGACAAGGAGGAAGCCAUACUUGGGCUGAAGCAGCAGCAUGAAGAGGAGAGACAAAAGGCCUUAGCUCAAACAGAAGAGACCAUUCAGAGGUUAAAGCAGGAGCAAGCAGCAGCUUCUCAGCAAGCAGAUGCUCUUCGAGCCAGUCUGUCGGAGAAUGUCAACAUUGUAGCAUCUCUGAAGACCAGACUGGCAGAGCUGGAGCGAGUUAUCUCAGAGAAGAAUGAAGCUUUGCAAAGGCUGACAACGAGUUUUGAUAAUCAGUCCAUCAGCAAGUCUGAAAUGGACCAAGUUUUGAGCGAGAAGGAGCAGAAGGUGAGCGGGUUGACCAUGGAGCUUGAGGACUGCAACCGUCUGCUUGGUGAACUUCAAGAGCAGUUGGACUGUAAGAUUGAAGAGUGUGAACAACUUGCUCGUGACCUCAAGCAGCAGCACAGCAUCCGAGAGAACGAGAGGAAGGAGUUGAUUGAAAAGCUGCAGCAGAACGGCAACUCGGAGCAAGAGAUGGUGAAAAGACUCCACCACCUUGAGGAGGACAACCAAAAGUGUAACAUCCAACUUCAGAGUCAGCAAGAAGAAUUUGAAAAGCUGAAAGGUGAGAUGAUGAAGAGCAAAGAGGAGAGUUUGAAGGAAACCGAGAGGUUGACAACAGAGAGUGCUCGGAAAGUCUCAGAGCUGAAGAAGAAAGCCGAACAGAAAAUUGCUCAAAUUAAGAAGCAACUAACAUCACAGCUCGAGGAAAAAGACGAGAUUAUUACGACUCUGAAGGCUAACCAAGAGGAGCUCAAGAGCAAUGAAACCUCCAGCAAAGAAUGCAUCCAUACAUUAGAGGAGAAAACUAAAUCUCUCGAGGAGCUUCUUGUCAAGCUCAAAGGAGAACAGGCGAGCCAGCUGGCUGAUGAGAGGCAGACAAUGGAGAAGUCUUUAGAUGAACUGAGGAGCAUGUAUGAAGAGAAGCUGGCUGAAAUUUCGACAGAUUCAUUGCACCAAACAGAACUCAGACAAGCAGAAGCCUUUAAAGAGAUUGAAUCAAAGCUCAAAGAAGCGGAGAGGAAAAACGGGGAGCUUUUGGAAGAAAUAAAUACUCUAAAAGAAGAAAUUAGACAGAAAGAUGACCAGUGUAAUCAACAUCAAGCCGCCUUGAUGCAGGUCCAAACGUCAUUUGAGUCCGACAGGAAGAUAGAGUGCAGCAGUCUUCAGCAGGCAAACAGCAUGUUGGAAAAUGAGGUGAAAAACCACUCGGUCGACCCCGAUUCAGACACUUUUGAUUCUCUCAAAAGCAAACUAAAUCAGAUGAAAAAUGAGAAGGAGAAAAUCCACAAAGAUUUCACCAGGUUACAGAAGGACAUCAGAUCAAUGAGGAAAGAACACGAACAGGACCUUGUUUAUGUGAAGAAACAGUUGUUGGACGAGAGUGAGGAGAAACUCAGAUUAGAAUUGGAAGACAUCGAAAUGAAGCACAACUCGGCAAUCAAGCAGUUAAUGAGGGAGUUCAACACACAGCUGGCCGUGAAAGAAAAGGAGAUUGACACGGCAGUGAAAGAAGCCAUUGCUAAGGCCCAAAUUGUAGAGGCGGAGCUUAUCAGUAGCCAUCAAGAGGAAACCAUCCAGCUGCAGAAGGCCGUUUCCCAAAGGGAGGAAGACUUGAACAAAACAGUUCAGAAAUAUGAGCAUGUCAUACAGAGUCGAGAGGAGGAGAUGGGAACCCGAGUGUGGCAGGUCCAAAAGGAACUAGAGGAGCUGAAAGCUAGGAGCCAUGGACCUUCAGAGAUGACCACCGAGGAACUGCAGGUUCAGCUUGCCGAGAAGACCACUCUGCUGAGUGAAGCUCGACUGAAGGAGCAGGGCUUUGUUGAGAGGAUUCACUCGCUUGAGGACAAGAUUAAAUGCUUCCACCGGAACGCAGUCGUAACUCAUCUCGGGAGCACACACAGAGACGCUGUACUGAACAAACCUGAUCCCCUCUCAGAGGCCACUGAGAUGGAGUACUUGAGGAAGGUGCUGUUUGAGUACAUGAUGGGACGGGAAACAAAAACAAUGGCCAAAGUGAUUACCUCCAUGCUCAAGUUUCCUGCAGACCAAGCUCAAAAGGUUUUGGACAAAGAGGAGUCAAAAGUAAUGCAUUGGUUGAGUGUCUGAGCAAGUCUUUGAGAUGAAAACUACACUACUGCUGCUGCUGAAGGAGAAGAGGAUUUCAUCGAACCCUUCUCGCUGCAUUACUUAUGUUAUAUAUAUGUGUGUGUGUGUGUGUGUGUGUGUGUGUGUGUGUAUGAAGGAACGUAUGCAUGUGUGGAUUGCUACACUUGAAGUGUGCCGUGUGUAUGGUGCGGAAUGUGUGAAUAAAGCUAAAAAGUAUGAGGGACAUAUACCAGAAACGCAUAUCUUCCAUGAAUCCGCAUUUUACUUUAAGAUGAACUUCUAAUGUUUUAGACCCCCGUGUCCUCCUUAUUCUUGAAUGUGUUCAUACGGAUUGGCGUGUGCAAUAAAUGAUUCUGUUAUCACAUAUCAGUGCUGAUGGUUGCUUUAUAGGUUUUCUUGUGUUGUGCUGUCAUCUGGCCCCAUUCCUUUGCAAAAACUGUAAAUGACCCUUUAACUGUGUAUUCACCACAUAUUAAGGUAGCGCCCGUUUUUCCUCCCCAUGCAUUAUAUUGUAUUUCCAAAACCCACUGUAAUUUGUAUUCAAAAUUGUACUAUAGGGCUCUAUAUGACUUGCUAUACGUUUUCUGUAUAACAGAUUAAAUCUUAUUUA